AUGAUGGAUAUAAACAUACUAAAAAACUUAGAUAUAGAUGAGUUGAUUGUUAUUGAGGCCAGAUUAAAAAAUAGUAUUCUCGAUCUAAAUAAACUAAUAAAUGAACUCUACAAAGAAAAUUGCAGAAUUUUACGGCAUAAUUUAGAACUAAAUAAUUUAAAAAAUAGGUUUCCAAAUACUAAAGAGAGAAUAGGAAACUUACUCAAAAGUGCAUUUUUUUCUCAAUUCAAUAAUUCGGAAAAAUCUGAGUCUAUUAAAUUUGGGUGUAGUUCUACAACCAAUGGUGAAUACAUAUCAAAGCAUGGGAUUGAUCAUGGAAAAUUAUUCAGUAAUUGUGAGGAAAAGAAAAAUUACACAAUUGAAAAACCGAAUAUAAAUUAUCAUUUAAUGCCAACAAAAGAAGCAAAAUGUAAUCAACAUGUUUCCUACAUUGAAAAAAUCCCAGAUUCUAUUUUUAAUGGAAAUCUAGAUUCUAAUAAAUAUGAUUUGAAACCUAAGCCUAUUUCACAAAAACUUGGGGAUCGGGUUACUAGUAUAGAGUAUGGUAACAUGGCAGAACAUACAAUAAAUUUAUUGAUAGACGAAGAAAAUUAUGUUAAAAUAAGAUUCUCUAAGUUUGAAAACGAUCAAAGUAGAGAAGGCUUUGUAAAGGAAAUAAUCGAAAUUGUUGGUCUUAAACCAAUAUAUUUUGAUUGUAUGAAAAAUUUAUUGAAAAAUAUUGAAAUUAAAAACGAUUGUAUUGAAAACUUAAUUGAUAUUGCGAAUUUAGAUCCAUGGGAAAACUAUCAUGAAAUUUCUCUGAAAAGUUAA
Molecule: messenger RNA, 810 nt
Organism: Cryptosporidium ubiquitum
Lineage: Eukaryota; Apicomplexa; Conoidasida; Eucoccidiorida; Cryptosporidiidae
Exons: 1
Coding region: 1-810 (269 amino acids)
Source: RefSeq, a predicted model, not a curated record